GCCCGCCCCGCCGGGCCCGGGGAUCCGGGGCCGCCGCGGGGCUCCGGUCGCUCUCCUCAGGCGGGGAUGGCGGCGGAGGACGAGGCGGAGCUGAGCCUGCUGGAGUGCCGGGUGUGCUUCGAGCCGUACGGCCCCGACGGGCAGCGGCGGCCGCUCAACCUGCCCUGCGGGCACGUCCUCUGCCGGGGCUGCGUGGGGGCCCUGGCCGGCGCCGAGCGCCGGAGGCUGGAGUGUCCCUUCUGCCGGCGGCUCUGCGGGCCCGCCGAGACCAGCGAGUGCCGCCCGCUGCUGCAGCUGCUGGAGCUCCUGGGCCCCGCCGGCGGCGGCCUCGCCUCGGCCCUGGGCAGGAGCGGCGGCGGGGCGGCGGCGGCGGCCCCCGCGGGGCUCGGGCUGCGGCUGUGCCUGGGGGGCUGGGGGUCGCUGGUGAACCCCACCGGCGUGGCGGCCUGCCCCGGGUCCGGCCGCCUGGCCGUGGCACACGACGGCAAGAAGAGGAUCCACGUCUUCGGGCCGAGCGGGUUCUGCCUGCGGCGGUUCGGGGAGCGGGGGGACGCGAACAACGACAUCAAGUACGCGCUCGAUGUGACGGUCACGUCCGACGGACACGUGGUGGUCACCGACGGCGGGGACUGCUCCGUGAAAGCCUUCGAUUCUGAGGGAAGGGGGGUCCUGGCCGUGCGGGAAGGCUUCUGCUUGCCCUGGGGCUUGGAUGCCGCCGCCAAGAGCGAAGUGAUCCUGACCGACUCGGAGGCUGGCGCGCUGUACCGCUUGGCGGCCGACUUCCAAAGGGGGGAAUUAAAGAAGUGCCAGAUGAUCCGGUCCCGGCUUGUCAGCCCCAGAGCUGUCGCUGUCUGCCAGAGCUCGGGUGCUGUCGUGGUAGUAGAGCACCUGAAAGCCCGAGGUCCGAGCAAGGGCAGCACCCGAGUGACGAUACUCAGUGCGGAGAUGGAUCUCAUCGGCCAGGUGGACAGCUUCGGUCUGAACCUCGUUUUCCCCUCCAGAAUAUACGCUACGGCUGUGGCCUUUGAUAGAGAAGGUCGUGUUAUAGUAACGGAUGUUUGUAGCCAGGCUGUCAUAUGCUUAGGGAAACCUGAGGAAUUUCCCAGCUUUAACCCUCUAAUUAGCCACGGGCUUUCUUACCCUGUCGGACUGACUUACACGGCAAACAAUUCCCUCGUCGUUUUAGAUAGCGGUGAUCAUUCAGUGAAAGUAUAUAGCUCUACCUGAGUGGGCUCAGAUGCUUCCUGCUGCAGGCUCAAGCUGCUUCUGGCCAUAAAGCAUGCGGAGUUCUGGAGUUUGUAGGAGUGGAGGGAGCAGGCGGUUGUGGGGCUCUGAGUGUGAAAUCACCCUCCGACCAACACGCCGUGCUUCCUGCAAAACUUGUGUCACGUCUCUUGCCUACCUUGGGAGAGGACCUGGCUGUUGCUGCCUGUAGCCAACAACAAAUCAACCAAACAAAUCACUUAGCAUUUUAAAACUAUUCCAUGCCUUGACAACCAAGUGGUUUUGGUUGCUUUUGACACGUAAUCAAAGACCAGCACGUGUGAAAGUAAUGCAUAAUUUAUUUACGUUUCCCAGCACAUGCUUAAUUAAGUAUAGGUACACUCCUGACAGAACUGUUUCCAAGAAUUGUGCACAAGGAAGGAGAUUGCCUUGACAGAAUGAUAGGAGAAAUGGAAGCCUCCAUUCAAGGCUGCAUAAAUCCAGCUAAAAUCAUUGUGAUGGAGGAGCUACCACUAAUGAGUGAGUUAUGAGACAUGAAAUGAUGUUCAAAGUCUAUUUUUUCCAGGAAAAUGCAUUUCUGGGGGCACUCUUUUCUCUGCUAGUUUAUUCCCACCUUUAUUAAGGUUCUACUGGAGCACUUUGUCUUCCUCUAAAAUGCCCAAGUCUGUGUCUUUGCCUGGAGAUAAUAUAGUGUGUGGUUACACGGCAUGGGCUGCUUUGCCUAAAAGCCUCUUGAAAUAUUCACGUUUAGACCACAAGUGCUCCUGCAUAAGUAAGUUUAAGUUGGCUCUGCUGCUAACACAGCUACAUGUAGAAGGUUUUCAGCACUACCUGCCCCCGUUUUGCCAUUAAUAUGGUGCUUUUGCACUCCCAAACCCCAGGAUUCAACUGCAAAUUGAAAUGUUAGUGAGAGG
Zonotrichia leucophrys gambelii is the source of this 2138-nucleotide messenger RNA. It is a transcript of the gene NHLRC1, whose product is annotated as NHL repeat containing E3 ubiquitin protein ligase 1. Gene Ontology annotation, biological process: proteasome-mediated ubiquitin-dependent protein catabolic process; negative regulation of translation; protein polyubiquitination. NCBI's taxonomy places the organism in Eukaryota, Metazoa, Chordata, Aves, Passeriformes, Passerellidae. Gene Ontology annotation, molecular function: ubiquitin protein ligase activity; translation repressor activity; protein binding. The transcript has a single exon. Gene Ontology annotation, cellular component: nucleus. The coding region runs from base 67 to 1227 and encodes 386 amino acids. The record is from RefSeq and is a predicted model, not a curated record.